UCUCUCUCCUUUCAAUUCCCACCCUCUCUCCCUCACCCCGUCUCUCUCUCUCUCUCUCUCUCCAUCCCUCCGUCGCUGUGGAGAGAGAAGACAUUUGUUCUCACAGCUACUUGAGGAAAACUGGAAAAUAGCUGCUGCUGGAUGUUAACAUGCAGCGCUGCAUGCUUUAAAUAACACACACACACACAGCAGCCAUGCCAGGAAUACCUGCUGAAUAUCUGCUGCUGCUGCUGCUGCACAGGACGUGAUGGAUGCAGUCUCUACUGAUGGAAGCUGACACUGGUGACGGCGACGGAGGAUAAUAAUGAUGGAAGACGGAGUGAUUCGUCCCCAGCCGGUGCCACUGCAAUCCUCAACCGCCCCUCUGCGGCUCGGCACUGCUCCCUGAAGGAUACAUCGACCUUGACAUAUCGCGACGCACACAACAACCUGGCACACACCAAACUGAAAGGUUGCAUCCUUUUGCCAAGAACUGGAAGACAACGGAGACAAAGCUUUGGAGACCAGUCAGCACAAAUUCACUCCAUCUUACUGCAGUAACAAAUGAGCUUUUAUGUGUAAAGUUUGACUGCACUAACAGCUGACUCCAUACGGGCCAAUCACUGGCAGAACGGGACACGGGGGCCAAGAUGAAGAAGACAGCAGGUGUAGCUUGUUUGCUGGCUGAACUAUUUCUUGCUGCUUUCACUCUAGCCUCCGACGAGGCAUACCCUUGCCCUGCACUGUGUCGUUGUGAGAUACGACCAUGGUUCUCGCCCAGCUCUGUUUACACAGAGGCUGCCACGGUGGACUGUAAUGACUUAAGCCUCUCGGAGCUACCGGAGAGAUUCCCGUCAGGAACACAGGUUCUGCUGCUACAAACAAACAACAUUGUUAAUGUUGGCAAAACUUUGGAUUACUUGGUCAACAUCACUGAAAUUGACUUGUCGCAGAAUAACAUUUCCCUGGUGAACGAUGUUCGUCUGGGGUAUCUUCCCCAGCUGUUGUCGCUCCACGUAGAGGAGAACUGGAUUCAGGAACUUUUUGACAGCUGCCUGGCUUCUCUGCCAAACCUCCAGGAGUUCUACAUCAACCACAACCAGAUUUUGUCUAUCAGUCCCAGAGCCUUCCAGGGCCUGGGCAGACUUCUGAGGCUACAUCUCAAUUCCAAUCGACUAACUAGCAUCAACAGCUUGUGGUUUGAGCAUCUUCCAAACCUAGAGAUAUUGAUGCUGGGAGAAAAUCCCAUCCUUGAGCUGUCAGACAUUAACUUUAAACCGCUUUCUCACCUCAGGAGUCUUGUGCUCGCCAGGAUGAAUUUGACAGAUAUCCCUGACAAUACCCUGGUGGGUCUUGAGAACUUGGAGAGCAUCUCGUUUUUUGACAACAUGCUUAAUCGUGUUCCUCAAGCAGCGCUGAGGAGAGUCCAGAAUCUGAAAUUUUUGGAUUUGAAUAAAAACCCCAUUGAGAGGAUCCAGAGAGGUGACUUCAUAGACAUGAUGCACCUCAAGGAGCUUGGUAUCAACAGCAUGCCCAAGCUCAUAUCCAUUGAUGGUUUUGCCCUGAACAACCUGCCUGAGCUGACCAAAAUUGAAUCCACCAACAACCCUAGGUUGUCCUACAUCCACCCAAAGGCUUUCCACAGGCUCCCCAGGUUGGAGACCCUGAUGCUGAACAGCAACUCUCUGAGUGCGCUGCACUGCAGCACCGUGGAGUCCCUGCCCAACCUACGAGAGGUCAGUUUGCACAGCAACCCCAUCCGCUGUGACUGCGUCAUCCGCUGGAUUAACAUGAACAGGACAGCUGUUCGGUUCAUGGAACCAGACUCCUUGUUCUGUGUGGAGCCUCCGGAGUACCAAGGCCAGCAUGUCCGACAGGUUCACUUUCGGGAGAUGACAGAGAUCUGCCUUCCUCUAAUCUCACCUGUGAGCCUCCCAGCUAGAGUCGAGGUCAGUAAAGGGAGCUCGGUGUCUCUUCACUGCCGGGCAUUUGGGGAACCAGAGCCAGAGAUCUACUGGGUGACGCCGGCAGGUGACCGGGUUUUGCCGGGCAGCAUUUCCGAUAAGUACUACAUGCACCCAGAGGGAACUUUUGACAUCUACGAUUCUUCGGAGCAGGAAGCUGGCUUGUAUACCUGUGUUGCCCAUAAUGUUGUUGGAGCAGACCUCAAAUCUGUGACAGUUGUUGUGGAUGGAUACUUUUCCCUGCCUUCAAGCCAACCUGCACAUAUGUAUAUCAUAUCAGUCGAGUCUCACUCCGUGAUGGUUUCCUGGGAAAGCACGGGUGGUUUGGUGUCGCAGUUAAACUGGUCCAUAUUAGCCGAGGACAGCAACCUCUCGAUGCCAUUCACAGCCAGGCUUCCUGCUGAUGUCAAGGAGUACGACAUCAAGCAGCUGAAACCUGCCACUCGCUACCAGGUUUGCAUCGAGGUCGCUGGAUCCAGCAGGGACUGUGUUAACGUGACCACAAAGAAGGAAACCAUCCAGGGGGAGAAAGCUGAAAACUGGGACAGUCUGUUGAUGGCUACGUGUGCUGUAGCUUCUGUCGUGGUUGCCGUGGCUUGCUCUGUCAUGUAUAAAUCUCUGAACAGCCAAGUGUUUUACAGGAAACUGAUAGUGGACCCAGGUGAAAGGCUGCUGAUACCCAGCACUCCUUCCCUCUCCUCCUCUUCUUUCCUGGAGUUCAGUGUGUCUGGGGUCAAAGUGAGGGCAACCGUAAUAGACUUACCGGACGACUCCAUGUAAGGAACCAUCCUCUCUUUGAAAAGCUCUCGGGGAUUAUAUGCAGACAAAGAGUGACGGACACUGGGACGCGCUCACAUAACCGGCCAAACACAGAGACAAUUUUCUAUUUCAGACUUGUGUCAUUAGAUUGAGCUUGAGCAGACAGAUGUGUUGACUAUAAUCUACAUGACUUUUGGUCAUUCAUGCAGUGUGACAAGAAUCAAGCACAGCACAGAACUAUUCUAUCAUGAAAAUCCGUGUUGAGAUGGCUUUGGUGUCUUUCUUUGCCGUGUUACAUUUAACGGUGCCAAGUGAAGAUAGUUUAUAAAAGUAGGGAAAACAACCAUGUUAGUCUAGUGUAAAAUAAAACUGACUAUAAUGUAAACAGUUUUAUGAACAAAUCCAUUUUUCAUUAAA
Molecule: messenger RNA, 3119 nt
Organism: Solea senegalensis (Senegalese sole)
Lineage: Eukaryota; Metazoa; Chordata; Actinopteri; Pleuronectiformes; Soleidae
Product: leucine-rich repeat neuronal protein 3-like
Exons: 2
Coding region: 630-2723 (697 amino acids)
Molecular function (GO): protein binding
Source: RefSeq, a predicted model, not a curated record